Messenger RNA from Penicillium concentricum, 582 nucleotides. RefSeq lists its product as uncharacterized. Lineage: Eukaryota; Fungi; Ascomycota; Eurotiomycetes; Eurotiales; Aspergillaceae. The record is from RefSeq and is a predicted model, not a curated record. The transcript is spliced from 3 exons. The coding region runs from base 1 to 582 and encodes 193 amino acids.
AUGGCUAAAAUUCUGCGUAGAGAGAGAAACCCGUCUUGCAAAUGCCGUAAAAGCACACCAGGACAUUGGCCCGGGAAUUUGAUAUUCCCUACCAUCUACUUCGCGGACGAAUCGUCGGCAUCGGCCCUCCCACCGGAUCUGGCAAAGUUCUUAAUCCUGCUCAAAGAGAACGAACUGGAUCAGUGGACGGUCUCCCUUGAGGCUGCCUAUACUGCUGUUAACCCCGGCAUGGUAGAAGGCGAGGCAAAUCGAAUACUUGCUCGCGAUGGAAUCGAGGCCCAGCGGCCUGAUAUACAACGCCCAUUGAGCACACCCGUUAACCCUGCGCCAAACAGGGAACAAGUAAAGAAAAAGCUUCGGAGGGCUAUAGAAUUGCUUGAAGAGGUGGCUGAUGAUCUUGAUAAGCUUAGCCCGAAGCUGCGAAAGCGCAUAAGUGGCAUCCUCAUUGCUGGUUUAACACAGUCGGAGGAUGUUGCUCCCUCCGAGGAUCAAAGUCGCGAGAUGCCUCCGCGCAAGCGGGCCCGGAAACCAGUCUCUCGGCGUGUCUCCGCAGCUGAGACUGAGGAAUUGGAUGAAGAUUAG